Cyprinodon variegatus (sheepshead minnow) is the source of this 2499-nucleotide messenger RNA. RefSeq names its product leucine-rich repeat, immunoglobulin-like and transmembrane domains 1 (gene lrit1b). The transcript has 4 exons. Gene Ontology annotation, cellular component: endoplasmic reticulum membrane. Lineage: Eukaryota; Metazoa; Chordata; Actinopteri; Cyprinodontiformes; Cyprinodontidae. The coding region runs from base 98 to 2056 and encodes 652 amino acids. Gene Ontology annotation, molecular function: protein binding. The record is from RefSeq and is a predicted model, not a curated record.
UACCGCGAUGCAUCUGACGUUCCCUUAGGUCUUAUUUCCUUUGAUUAACUGUAGUUUAGUCUUGUAGAGUUUUAGUUGCUUGCAGAUAGGAGAAAACAUGAGCCGUCAUUUUCUUCCUGCUUUUUGCCUGGCUUUAGUUUUUCUUCCCUUUUUAAGCACUUCAUGCCCUUCACAAUGCAGCUGCUUCUUCCACAAGUUAAGUGAUGGAUCAAAAGCAAGGAGUGUGCUAUGUAACGACCCAGAGAUCACUGUGAUUCCCCCAAAUUUCCCUUCUGACACAUCAAAGCUACGUAUAGAGAAGACGGCAAUUACGCGCAUCGCAAGCAACAACUUUCACUACCUCAACAGUCUGGAGUUUCUCUGGAUGUCAUUCAAUUCCCUGAACUCACUUAAUGCAGACAGUUUUCGGGGUCUCUACAACCUGGAUGAGCUCCGGCUGGAUGGAAACUCCCUCACUUCCUUCCCCUGGGAAGCUCUGAUCGACAUGCCGAUCCUGAGGCUUCUAGACUUACACAACAACAAGAUAUCCUCCAUCCCGGCCUCGGCCAUCAUGUACAUUAAAAACAUCACCUAUCUGGAUUUAUCCAGCAACAGCCUCACCACACUUCCUGCUGAAGCACUGACAAUGUGGCUGAGCGUGAAGCCUUCCCAAGACUCAGAGUCUUCCAAACUUAUUCUGGGCCUUCAUGAUAACCCAUGGCUGUGUGACUGCAGACUCUAUGACCUCGUCCAGUUUCAGAAGUCCCCAUCAUCAUCCGUGGCACUAAUUGACACCAGGCUGAGGUGCGCCGAUCCUGAAAGCCUGUCUGGAGUUUUCUUUACUGAAGCGGAACUGCAGAGGUGCCAGGCCCCCAGGGUUCACACGGCUGUCGCUCGCGUUCGGAGCUCUCUAGGCAACAACGUCCUGCUGCGCUGCGGAACUGUUGGUGUCCCUAUUCCGGACCUGUCCUGGAGUCGUGCCGAUGGCAAGAAAAUGAAUGGCACAGUUCAGCAAGAGCUUUCAAAGGAAGGCAUCAUUUGGUCAAUCCUGAGUGUCCCUGCAGUCUCCUACAGAGAUUCUGGGAAGUAUGUGUGCAAAGCCACCAACUUUGUGGGUACUGCAGACGCCAUCAUCUCCUUGGUAAUCACCGACUCCAUUCGCUCGGAGGAAGCAGUCAGUGGCGUUUCUAAGAAAGGCAGCAGAAAGAAACCUGGCAGCAUGGGAAGAGCAGCAUACCAGGAAAAACUCAUCGCAAGAUAUGUUCCGCCACCAACAAGUACUGCUGCCCAGCCUAUUAUUGAACCUCUUAAUGGUAAAGGAGUGACUGGGAGGUAUGAAAUUGAGAGCUACAGUGUUUCUGAUGGGAUUUCUCAAGGAACGGCGAAGGGAUCUUUCCCUAAGAAGUCAGGGGAGGUGGGUCAAGAAGGCUUGAGUAACUUGGUGGCUAAUGCAUCGUCCCUGCAGCAACUUCCUGAAAAGAGGGUGGUACGUUCAGUGAAGGUAAUCGGGGACACAGAUCACACUGUCUCUUUAAACUGGCGUGCCCCAACAGCGACCAACACCACUGAAUUCAGUGUACUAUAUGCUGUUUUUGGUGAGAGAGACAUGCGUCGCAUUAAUGUGGGUGCUGGGAAGAACCGUAUCACCAUUGAAGGCCUUGUUCCAAAGACAAAGUACAUUGCAUGCAUUUGCGUCAAAGGCUUGAUUCCGAAAAAGGAGCAGUGUGUAAUCUUCUCAACGGACGAAGCUGCCAGCGCCAGCGGGACUCAGAAGCUCAUUAAUGUGGUGGUGAUAACCGUGGCAUGUGUGAUCGCCGUGCCCCUGACUCUGAUUGUGUGCUGCGGUGCGAUAAAGAAACGCUUACAAAAGAUGCUGGGCAGGCAGACAAAAGACAUGCAGGACUCCUAUGUAACGUUCGAGACUCUUGGUCCUGGAGGCAAAGCUAAAGGGAUGGAAGGUGAAUAUCUGACCAGAUUAAACCCAGAUGAAUCCAACAGGCUCCUCUCGGCGAGGUCUAGUGUUGACUCGGAGGCUAUAGCGAGGACUGAAGGGCCACCUAAUGAGUACUUCUGUUAAAACAGAAAACACACUCGGUCUCAAGAAGACGCACUUUGUUUUAAGGAUGAUGUUUAUUGAAAAGGGGACAGGACUGAUCAGAGUCUCAAGUGGACGUUUUGUUUUGAGAAUUGCCUUUACAGGAACAGACUCAACAAUAAACUUUGACUGGAAGCAGAAAUGGAAAACAAGGUCAAAUAAGUGAUUUUUAACAUAAUAUAUUUAUUUAAAAAUAUCUUUUUUUUUUAUUCUGUUAUGCACCAAUGGAAGUGAUGUUUUUAUCUCUUGAUGCCCUCAACUUUCAAAAACCCAGUUAUCUGUUUUCUUCCUUAAUGUAACUUCUGCUUUGUGUUCAAAUCUAAUAUUAUAAAUCGAAAAGUUUAGAGAACCAACAGUCUCUUUAGUCUGUUUUUUAUGUCAGUAAGAUAAUGUGCCAGAUUGGCUGUUGGCUCAGUUUCCUAAAC